AUGGUGAUGGUGGCGUCCAACUCCGGCGUGAUCGGCAAAGGCAACGCGUUGGAAACGAUAAGCAAAGAAGUGACGCAACUUUCCGGCCGAGGCGGUCUGACCGGUUUGUCUGUGAUUUGGGGAAUCGUGACGGUCGCGCAAAUCGUCUCCAUGCAGUCGAAAGAAGAAGAAGAGAGCAGUACGAAUAAUAAUAAUAAUAAUAGUUUUAAUUUAAUGCCGCAAGAAAACGUCGCGGCGUGGGCGUGCACGUUCAGCGCACUCGCGGGUAUUUGCGCGUUGGUGUAUGCGAUUCAGUUGGCGAAGUCUGUGCUCGCGCAACCGGCGGGGAACGCGCGAAUGCAAGAGAUCGCUUCGGCUAUUCAGGAAGGAUCGAGAGCGUUUCUCGCGACGGAGUAUAAAUGGCUGUCGGUGUUUUGCGCGGUGACGUUUUUGUUCGUCUCGGUGGGGAUUUCGUUUGCAACGGGGGUGUGCUUUGUUUUUGGAGCUGGGUUGAGCGCGGCGACGGGGUGGAUGGGGAUGAGCAUCGCCGUUCGAGGGAACGUGAGAACGGCGGCGGCGGCGGUGCACGGAUUGGAUCCGGCGUUGCGGGUGGCGUUUAACACCGGGACGGUUAUGGGGAUGUUAGUGGUCUCUUUUGGUAUUUUGGGGUUAGCUGUGGCGUUUAUUUUCUUCGAAUACACGCAGAAUAGCGCGCAAGAGGCGUUGACGACUUUGGCUGGGUUUGGGUUCGGCGCGAGUUCAAUCGCGCUGUUCGCGAGAGUCGGCGGGGGGAUUUAUACGAAAGCCGCCGACGUUGGGGCGGAUUUAGUUGGUAAAGUGGAAGCGGGGAUUCCGGAAGACGAUCCCAGAAACCCGGCGACGAUUGCGGAUAACGUCGGGGAUAACGUCGGGGACGUCGCCGGUAUGGGCGCGGAUCUGUUCGAGUCGUACGUCGGGUCGAUCAUCGCCGCGGCAACGUUAGGGUUAGAAAUUCACGGCCAACGAGGGGUUGCGUUGCCGUUUUAUAUCGCCGGUGGGGGCAUUUUCUGCGCGAUUAUUGGUACGUUGUUCGUGAGAACGCAAGAAGGCGCGAGCCAAGAGCAGUUAUUGACGGCGAUGCGCAACGGAACGAUUUCCGCGAGUUUGUGCGUGUUGAUGUUCUGCGGGUUCGUGAUUCCGGCGAUUGGGAUCGCGACGCCUUUGAAAGUCUAUUUUACCGUUUUCACUGGGCUGUUGUCGGGUGUUUUGAUUGGCGCUGCGACGGAGUAUUCCACGUCGCACGCGUUUUGGCCGACGAGAAGUAUCGCCGCGGCGGCGGAGACGGGGCCCGCGACGGUUUUGAUUCAAGGUUUGGCCGUCGGUAUGUUUUCCACGGCGCCGCCGAUUGUGAUUAUUGUGAUAGCGAUUGUUGUUUCUAUGUCCUUGACGGGUGUGUUUGGCGUCGCGAUUGCCGCGGUUGGGAUGUUGUCCACGCUGGGCGUCACGUUAGCCACGGACGCGUACGGACCGGUGGCGGAUAACGCCGGCGGCAUCGCGGAAAUGGCGGAGAUGCCGCCUGAAAUCAGAGACCGAACGGACGCUUUAGAUGGUUUAGGAAACACCACCGCGGCAACUGGUAAAGGGUUUGCCAUUGGGUCCGCGGUGUUGACUUCUUUGGCGUUGUUGACGGCAUUUCAAAAAGCCGUUUCGGUGAAAGGCACGGAUUUGUCCGUCGAUAUCAUCGCCAACGCGAAAGUCAUGCCAGGUUUGUUAAUCGGCGGGGUCUUGCCGUUCGUAUUUUCUGGGUUCACCAUGUUAGCGGUCGGUCGAUCCGCGGGGUCGAUCAUCGAAGAAGUUCGAAGACAGUUCCGCAACGGCAUCUUGGAAGGUUUGGUGAAACCGGAUUACGCCGCGUGCGUCGACAUCGCGACGAGAGCGAGUUUGAAAGAAAUGGUCGCUCCGGGCGUGAUGGCGGUGAUUGUGCCAAUCAUGGUUGGUAUUUUUAUGGGACCGGAAGCGUUGGCGGGCGUUUUGACGGGAAGUAUCGUCUCUGGAUCGACGAUGGCGAUUAUGAUGGCCAACGCCGGCGGCGCGUGGGACAACUGCAAAAAGUACGUCGAGGCGGGCGCGCACGGCGGGAAAGGCUCGGAGUGCCAUAAAGCGGCAGUAGUUGGCGAUACGGUUGGUGACCCGUUCAAAGAUACCAGCGGGCCGAGUUUGAACAUCUUGAUCAAGUUGAUGAGCGUCAUCGCUUUAGUCAUGGCACCGUUGUUGAAAAGAAUGUGGAUUGAGAACAUCUUAUAA
Bathycoccus prasinos is the source of this 2262-nucleotide messenger RNA. RefSeq names its product V-type H(+)-translocating pyrophosphatase. The transcript has a single exon. Gene Ontology annotation, cellular component: membrane. Gene Ontology annotation, biological process: proton transmembrane transport. Lineage: Eukaryota; Viridiplantae; Chlorophyta; Mamiellophyceae; Mamiellales; Bathycoccaceae. The coding region runs from base 1 to 2262 and encodes 753 amino acids. The record is from RefSeq and is a predicted model, not a curated record. Gene Ontology annotation, molecular function: inorganic diphosphate phosphatase activity; diphosphate hydrolysis-driven proton transmembrane transporter activity.